GGGCGUGGAGCCGGAAAGGGCGGGUUUAAAAGGGCGGAAGUGGCGGUGCCGUACGGCGGAAGUGGUGGUGUUGUAGGGCGAAAUGUAACGGCGGAAGUCGAGAGGAAAACGCGGGGUGCAAAGGACGGAAGUGGCUGUGCCGUACGGCGGAAGUGGCGGCGCUUUCGGGCGGAAGGAGCGGGGCGGUAAAGCGGAAGAGGCGGGGCUAGAGGCGGAGCGUGGAGCGGAGCGCAGGGAGCCAGCCGUGCGCGCCUUCUAGCCCCGCCCCCACUUCCGGUCCCGGCCCCGCCCCUUCCGGCCCCGCCCGCCGAUGGUCCCCGCGCACAGCGCCGCCCCGCAAUGGCCGCGGGCACUGCUGCUCGGGGCGCGGCGCUGCGCGGUGCGGGCGGCGCUGUGUGGGGCGGGGGCGGCGCUGCUCCUCUGGGCCGCGGCCUUCGCCUACGGUGGAUUCUACUUCCUCACCGUCCCGGCGGCGGGGUUGGUGGCACCCGUUCACUUCCGUUUCCGGACGUCACGGCCGAGGUCACCGCCGACGUCACCAGUGCCACCGGUGACGUCACCUCUGACGUCACCACCGACGCCACCGCAGUGCCUGCCCCCCCCCGGCAGCGCCCCACAUGCGCCAGCUCCUGACCCCCAACCGCGGCACAUUCCAACAAUAAACCCCAUGGAUGUGUGGGGCAGA
Numida meleagris (helmeted guineafowl) is the source of this 685-nucleotide messenger RNA. It is a transcript of the gene BSCL2, whose product is annotated as BSCL2, seipin lipid droplet biogenesis associated. The record is from RefSeq and is a predicted model, not a curated record. Gene Ontology annotation, cellular component: endoplasmic reticulum membrane. NCBI's taxonomy places the organism in Eukaryota, Metazoa, Chordata, Aves, Galliformes, Numididae. Gene Ontology annotation, biological process: lipid droplet organization; lipid storage.